CAUCUUCCUUUUCCUCCCCUUCUUUUUUUUUAUUUCUCUCCCUACACCUCAACUACUCCCAGUCGCUGGUCACAUCAUUACCAUUCAACUCUAGUCCUUGUGUGUUGCUUUCCUUUCGUGGUCAGCAAGUUGUGGACACAGACCCGUCGAAGACGGCGCGGAGCCAGCCAACAAGACAAUCCCCCCAACAGCUACCCCGCCAUCCAUCGCCAGGCCUGACAACCCCAAGAACAGCUGCCAUCUUUGCACAUACACACAGCCGCACUCACCCAAACACACGCACAAAGCCAGCUCAACAUGGCACAAGGAGCACCCAAGAACCCAGUGGUCCUCGAGGCCCAUGAGGUGGACACAUUUCAUCCUCCUCAGAAAAUGCUUGACAAGCAUCCGAGCAAACCUCACCUGUCUGGGCUGGAGGACUAUCAGCAGCUUUACAAGCAGUCCAUCACUGAACCGCAAAAGUUCUGGGGCACCAAGGCCCGAGAGCUUCUGACCUGGUCCAAAGACUUCCAGACCGUUCACACAGGAACCCUGCAGGAUGGCGACAGUGCCUGGUUCCUCGAGGGCGAGCUGAACGCCUCGUACAACUGUGUCGAUCGGCACGCUGCCAAGGACCCCAACAAGGUGGCCAUCAUCUACGAGGCAGACGAGCCCGAGGAGGGCCGCAACCUGACUUACGGGCAGCUGCUCCGAGAGGUCUGCAGGACCGCCUGGGUCCUUAAGCAGAUGGGCGUCAAGAAGGGCGACACUGUUGCCGUGUAUCUGCCCAUGAUCCCCGAGGCAGUCAUCGCCCUGCUUGCCAUCACCCGCAUUGGCGCCGUCCACUCCGUCGUCUUUGCUGGUUUCUCGGCUGACUCUCUGCGCGACCGUGUCAUUGACGCUCAGUCCAAGGUGGUCAUCACUACGGACGAGGGCAAGCGCGGCGGCAAGCUCAUCGGGACCAAGAAGAUUGUGGAUGACGCUCUCAAGCAGUGCCCCGAUGUCAGCCAUGUCCUGGUCUAUAAGCGGACGGGUGCCGACGUGCCAUUCACUAAGGGUCGGGAUUGGUGGUGGCACGAGGAGGUCGAAAAGUGGCCUUCUUACAUCGCACCAGAGCCCAUGAACUCCGAGGACCCGCUUUUCCUCCUGUACACAUCAGGGUCGACUGGCAAGCCCAAGGGUGUCAUGCACACCACGGCCGGUUACCUGCUGGGAGCUGCCAUGACUGGCAAGUAUGUCUUCGACAUCCACGAUGGGGACCGUUAUUUCUGCGGUGGUGACGUGGGUUGGAUCACCGGCCACACGUACGUCGUUUACGCGCCCCUGCUGCUUGGUGUCUCGACGGUCGUCUUUGAGGGUACGCCUGCAUACCCCGACUUUUCUCGCUACUGGGAGAUUAUCGACAAGCACCAGGUGACCCAGUUCUACGUGGCGCCUACUGCCCUGCGGCUGCUCAAGCGCGCCGGUGACCACUUUGUGAAGAGUAAGAUGAGCCACCUCCGCGUCCUCGGCUCUGUCGGAGAGCCUAUCGCCGCCGAGGUGUGGAAGUGGUAUUUCGAGGUUGUCGGAAAAGAGGAGGCACAGAUCGUUGAUACAUACUGGCAAACCGAGACCGGAUCCAACGUCAUCACGCCACUCGCAGGUGUCACGCCUACCAAGCCUGGCUCUGCAUCUCUACCAUUUUUCGGUAUUGAGCCUGCCAUCAUAGAUCCCGUCUCCGGUGAGGAGAUCCACGGCAAUGAUGUGGAGGGUGUCUUGGCCUUCAAACAACCAUGGCCAAGCAUGGCGAGGACAGUGUACGGCGCCCACAAGCGCUACAUGGACACGUAUCUGAACGUCUACAAGGGCUACUAUUUCACCGGUGACGGCGCUGGCCGGGACCAUGAGGGAUUUUACUGGAUCCGCGGCCGUGUUGACGAUGUGGUCAAUGUCAGCGGUCAUCGUCUGUCCACAGCAGAGAUCGAGGCGGCCUUGAUUGAGCAUCACGCUAUCGCCGAGGCUGCCGUCGUUGGUAUCGCCGACGAGCUGACCGGGCAGGCUGUGAAUGCCUUCGUGGCCAUCAAGGACGGCAAUGAGUCCUCAGACGCCCUGCGCAAGGAGUUCAUCCUGCAGGUCCGCAAGAGCAUCGGGCCUUUUGCGGCGCCCAAGGCUGUUUAUAUCGUUCCAGAUCUGCCCAAGACCCGCUCGGGUAAGAUUAUGCGGCGUAUUCUCAGAAAGAUUCUCGCGGGCGAGGAGGACCAACUUGGCGAUACUUCCACGCUGUCGGACCCCUCGAUUGUGGAUAAAAUCAUUGCCAUCGUGCAUGAACACCGCAAGAAGUAAAUUUAGCCUGUGUGUGGUGGUUACCUUGGCUGUAGUCGUACUGGCUCCAUCACAUGGCGUGCGCUACUGAGAUAGGGAAGGUCUGUGGUCCGCCAUGAAGGUGCGAAUUUGGAUACCAACUAGAAGGAUGAGGAGGGAGGCCUAUUCCGUGUCAAGCACAUUCAGUUGAAUGGGUACAGGAGUCAGAACCUGAACUGAAGCAACUAUUUUUUUCGUCUAUACAUGUAAGGAGCGACUAUUGUCUAGCGUCUAUCAAUAAUUGUUGCAAAGG
Messenger RNA from Cryphonectria parasitica EP155, 2572 nucleotides. RefSeq names its product acetate--CoA ligase. The transcript is spliced from 6 exons. The record is from RefSeq and is a predicted model, not a curated record. Bases 298 to 2301 code for a protein of 667 amino acids. Lineage: Eukaryota; Fungi; Ascomycota; Sordariomycetes; Diaporthales; Cryphonectriaceae. Gene Ontology annotation, cellular component: cytosol. Gene Ontology annotation, molecular function: AMP binding; acetyl-CoA synthetase activity.